Molecule: messenger RNA, 1587 nt
Organism: Papaver somniferum (opium poppy)
Lineage: Eukaryota; Viridiplantae; Streptophyta; Magnoliopsida; Ranunculales; Papaveraceae
Product: SNF1-related protein kinase regulatory subunit gamma-1-like
Exons: 7
Coding region: 1-1500 (499 amino acids)
Source: RefSeq, a predicted model, not a curated record
AUGGGAGAGGACGCAGCUGAACCCCCAACAAUUGAGAAACUGAUCGAGGUCCAGAUUGGAGAUGAGAAGCACAAAACAAUGUUCGUAGGGGCAUAUCUUCCUGCACACGAACGUGAUGGUUUGAUUACAUUUCUAAGGGCAAACACCGAUGUUUUCGCAUGGAGUUUUGCUGAGAUGCCUGGGAUAGAUCCGAAUGUAGCCUUCCACAGGCUAAAUAUCGAUGAGAAGUUCCAUCCAGUUCGUCAGAAAAUCAGGAAUAUGACGCAAAGCAAAAAAGAUGGAGUUACUGCAGAAGUCGAAAAGCUGUUGGAAGCAGGCUUUAUUCGACUAGUGCAGUAUCCUCGAUGGAUGUCUAAUGUCGUACCCGUUCCAAAGAAGAAUGGUAAAAUUCGUGUCUGUAUCGAUUUUACUGAUUUGAAUAAAGCAUGUCCUAGUGAUCCGUACCCGCUACCGCGGAUAAUAGAUUUGGUGGAUGCAACCUCAGGAUACGGGAGACUGUCAUUCAUGGACGUGAUCGAGAUAAAUUUUGAUUCGAGUCUGGCUGAUGCUGUUCAAAUAUUGUCCAGGCACAAACUUUUGAGUGCAAUUGUGAGGAAUGUUGAGGCACCAGAAGAUGCCAGCUGGAUUGACAGAUACAAUGGCAUUGUAGAGUUGCAAGGAAUCGUUGUAUGGCUUUUGCAUCAGUCUGAAGUCACAGCUCUAAAUGGUAGUUCAGCCCCUGAAGCUGUUGCCUCAUCCGAUUUUUAUAAGACUACAAAGGUUCAAGACAUUUCAGGGUCUUUCCGUUGGGCUCCAUUUCUUGCGCCGCAGAAAUCUGACACCUUCUUAACCAUGCUUUUGCUGCUAUCCAAAUACAAAAUGAAGAGCCUACCAGUGGUUGAUCUGGGUGAAGGAAAUAUCGAUAACAUUAUCACACAAUCUUCUGUGGUGCAUAUGCUGGCGGAAUGUGUUGGACUUCAUUGGUUUGAGAGCUGGGGAACGAAGAAGCUUAAAGAUCUUGGUCUUCCGAUCAUGAAGCCCCAUAAAUUGAUUAAGGUGUACGAGGAUGAGCCUGUUCUCAAGGCGUUUAAACUGAUGAGAGAAAAGAGGAUUGGAGGGCUCCCAGUGGUUGAAUGCAACGGACAAAAGGCAUUAGGAAAUAUAAGUGUACGGGAUGUUCAGUUUCUCCUUGCUGCCCCAGAAAUUUAUAAAGAUUACAGAUCCAUCACCGCGAAGAGCUUCUUGACAGCAGUUAGAAACCAUCUAAAGGAGCAGCAAGAGGCGUCACCAAUGUUGCGGGGCAUGAUUACGUGCAGGAAAGAUGAUACUAUCAAAGACGUAAUUCUGAAACUCGACUCAGAAAAGAUACAUAGAAUCUACGUAGUAGAUGCGGAUGAAAAUCUGGAAGGAGUGAUUUCACUGAGAGACAUAAUAUCCAAGCUAGUGCACGAGCCUCGUAAUUACUUUGGAGAUUUCUUUGAUGGGGUUAUUCCAUUACCUCGGAACAGCAGCAGUGUUUGAAAGUUCUUGUUUACUUGCAAUAAGCAGCUGCUCUUUCUGAACUGCUAGUUAUUUCAUGAUGGUUUUUAUGCCUCCUUUUUAAUGUUG